UAGACUACAAAGGCAUGGCGGGUUUGAAUGAGAUCCCUUUUUGGGAGAUGGCCAUGGAAAUUUACAAGCCAAAAACUGGAUGCAGAUUGCUUCUUUUGUUCUUCAUUUUGAUGCUUCAUGUUGCUUCGUUUUUUGCAGAGGAAUCUGCCAAUACGGCUCCGGAGAGGCCCUCUUUUGGGAACUUCAUUCAGGAAACUGUUGCUGUAUGGAAGAAAUCCCAUCAGACUUCCUGGGGAAAGAUGAAAAGUCUCAUGCACCAGAUGCAGUUGCAGUUUUUUCCUCCUAAUUUAGAUUUUAGGAGUAGAGAUGAAAGAAAAGGCAGCAUGGGUGUGGUGGAUGAAAUGAAAGAAGCAGUGGAGAAGAGCUUUGAAGCAAGCAAAGAGGCAGUUGAGGAAUCUGCAAAAUCAGCAGCGGAAGCAGUCCACAAGGUGAAAGAGAACCUCGCAGAUAAGGAUAAGGACCAACCUUCUCAUGAUGAACUUUGAUCAAUCACCAGAUGUGUUCCACCUUUUUAAGAUUUUCCAUCUAUUUUUCUUCUUUUAUGUUAGAUUUUUCCAUACAUUAUCAAUUCCCUUUCAUCCAUUCAUUCAUUUA
Momordica charantia (bitter melon) is the source of this 594-nucleotide messenger RNA. RefSeq lists its product as uncharacterized. The record is from RefSeq and is a predicted model, not a curated record. Lineage: Eukaryota; Viridiplantae; Streptophyta; Magnoliopsida; Cucurbitales; Cucurbitaceae.